UUAUUAAAGACGACAUCCUCAAAUCUCUCUUUGUGUAUAUCAACAAAAUGACUUUCCCAGGCAACAUCACGCUCAUCUACAUCGACAGGACCGACCUCUUCGGCCCGUUGGAGAAAAGAGCUCUUGCUAUCCCACGGGGCAUCAGCUACGAAAACUUCCGCGCCAGGCUUGAAGGGGCAGUUGAGGUGAAGCAACCGCCGGAGCGCAUCCUCGUCGCCCUAAGCCGGCUGUACACCACGUCGCAAGCUGGCACCCCUGGAAGCCCAGGACGGCGGUGCGAUGAGCACCAUGCGCGGCUGUACAAGCUGGCUGUGCCUGGGGCGGAGCCCCGUUGCCGCGAGGGCAAUCAACCCCACGGCGUGUUUGAUGAGAUGGUGCGACAUCUCGAAAAGGGGACGGAUGUCAACUUGCAGCUACAGCGGCCCUGGCACCUUGACUCGGGGUGUAUGGCCGACGAUAACACGGACGAUUUUGACAUUGAAGACCACCAGGUGCUUCCGCGGCUCCCCAGAAAUAGGGGCAUUACCGACGUCACUUCGACUCCUGCGCCAUAUGAACAGCUGUCAGACGACGGCUGCUCGGCUCCCUACAUCAAUGCCCAGAGAAAGCAAACGGCAUAG
This is a messenger RNA of Pyricularia oryzae 70-15, 620 nucleotides long. RefSeq lists its product as uncharacterized. The coding region runs from base 48 to 620 and encodes 190 amino acids. NCBI's taxonomy places the organism in Eukaryota, Fungi, Ascomycota, Sordariomycetes, Magnaporthales, Pyriculariaceae. The transcript is spliced from 4 exons. The record is from RefSeq and is a predicted model, not a curated record.